Molecule: messenger RNA, 1359 nt
Organism: Eremothecium gossypii ATCC 10895
Lineage: Eukaryota; Fungi; Ascomycota; Saccharomycetes; Saccharomycetales; Saccharomycetaceae
Gene: PAL2
Product: Pal2p
Exons: 2
Coding region: 1-1359 (452 amino acids)
Cellular component (GO): cytoplasm
Source: RefSeq, marked provisional
AUGCAAGCACGCCCCCCACCAAUCCACCGGGCCAGCAGCCCUGCGGCCGACGCAUCCGGGAGCUUGCGACGCAUGUCUCUGAACAAUCCAUUCCGCGCAUCCACAUCCGAACUGGGUGGGCGCCUGGCACCUGACCAGGAUUUUCACGCAUGGGUCACCCAGAAAGGGGUCGGGUUUCCUUACACUAGUACGCAACGUACGGGUUCGCAACUGUCGUUUGCCGAGAGCAUCGCCGAGGAGGAGGGCGCAGCGCCGGACGCCGCGGCGCGCUACAGUAUGAGUCCGCCUUCACUACGGCCGGCGUCGAACAACCCAUUUCUGGACGAGCUGGAAGGCUACGACGAACGGGCAGGGAGCCCGGCGCCCGGCGCGCGCACACACGAGGUCGGGGCGACCGAGGAGAAGGAACGAUUGAGACAGCGGUACGCGGCGGAGGACGACCUGCCCCCCGCAUACGAAGAGGUGGCCGGGAGCCGGGUGCGCGAGGCGUACCCGCAGGAGAAAAAGGAGCGGCCGCGCCACGAGCAGCGGCCGCGGCGGGAGGAGCGGCCGCGGGAGAGUGGCAAGGCGCGGCCGCGGACCAAGGAGCGGGCCAAGGAGCGCACGCGGGAGCGCAAGGAGCGGCCGCGGGAGCGCGAGGAGCGCACGAAGGAGCGCAAGAAGGACGAGAAGACCGGGGCGCUUCCGAAGAACGUGGACACGAUCGACAAGCUCGACGUGACGGGGCUCUUUGGGGGCGCGUUCCACCACGACGGGCCGUUCGACGCGUGCACGCCGCACCGCAACCUCAACAAAAAGGUGGCGCCGGUGCUGGCGUUCCCGAAGGACGGGCCGAACUCGACGUUGUCGGGGGCCACCGCACACAAGUCUGCGAUGAACGAGGUGUUCGGCAUCGACGAGGACGACGACUCGUACCUGUAUUCGCGCCGCGACGUCGGCGAGCGCUCGUCGUCGACGGUGAACGCUAUCAAGAACCAUUCGGAGGUGACGCAGUUCGACGCCAAGGUAACCGCGGACCUUGUGCAUGGGCCCGUGACACAGGGGCUUGGCUCCACGACGUUCCUCGACGGCGCGCCGGCGGCCCCUGUCGCUAUAGAGGCGAUGAAGCAGAGCACGGUGGGCAGGAAGAAGUCUCUGAGCCACAGGCUGGCGAAAAGCCCUCCGUCCGCGUCGGCGAUUGGCCCCGACCCCAGGAACGGCAACCUGAAGCUGACUAAGACCCACUCUGGCUAUCUUGAGGACGAGAAGGAGGACGACGAAGACGCCUACACGGGCGCGCGUGACACAGACAAUAAGAAGGAGUCAUCAGGUAACAAGUUCUUGAGGAGAGUGAAGAGUUUGAAGGUAACCAGGAGAUAA